AAGCCCUAAAUUCUUCUAUAACUAAUCUGGACCUGUGAUCCCUUGCCCUCACAAUCCCUUCCCCUCUAGGAAGCUGGCACUCUGGUGUGGAACAAUGGAGCAGGUCAGCAGCCGCUUGGACGACUUCCCUAUCAAUAUGUUUUCUGUCACUCCUUACACACCCAGCGCAGCUGACAUCCAGGUGUCUGACGACGACAAGGCAGGGGCCACCUUGCUCUUCUCAGGCAUCUUUCUGGGACUGGUGGGGAUCACGUUCACCGUCAUGGGCUGGAUCAAAUACCAAGGUGUCUCCCACUUUGAAUGGACCCAGCUCCUGGGGCCCAUCCUGCUGUCAGUCGGGGUGACAUUCAUCCUGAUAGCCGUGUGCAAGUUCAAAAUGCUGUCUUGCCAGAUGUGCAGAGAAAGUGAGGAGAGGGUCCUGGACUCUGAACAGACACCGGGAGGACAGUCAUUUGUUUUCACUGGCAUCAACCAGCCUAUCACCUUCCACGGGGCCACUGUGGUGCAGUAUAUCCCUCCUCCUUAUGGUUCUCAGGAGCCGAUGGGGAUGAACACCCCCUACCUGCAGCCGGUAGUGAACCCCUGUGGUCUCAUAGCCUCCGGAGGGGCAGUGGCCACCGUGCCAAGUCCUCCCCAGUACUACACCAUCUACCCUCCAAGUAACGCGGCGUUUGUGGAUGACGAGGACUGCCCUUCCUUUGUGGAAGGUGGGAAUGACAGGCCCAGCCCUGAUGCUGAUCGGCUGGAAGAGACACAGCUGGAAAACGAGGGCUGUGCCUGCUUUGCCCCUCCCCCCUAUGAGGAAAUCUACUCAAACCGUGACUAGAGACUUGAAUUCACUGUUACCGACAACCCAGGCUUCUACCCUGUGACCUUCCCAAGUUAGGCAGCCUGGGGCUGGGGUAGGGGGAAGGAAAAGUGUCUCAGGUAAAAAUCAGGUUGGGCUGGGGAAUUUCUCCUCUGGGACAGUUUCCAAUUCCCUCAGGUAGGAAGAAAUCUGCUGAAAGGUCCAGGAACAGGAAUUGUUUAUCCUCAACCCGCCCCCUUCUCUGCAGAAAGGGACUGUGGUCUCAAUUCUAACUCCAGGCUCCUGCCCGUAAUCCCAGUACCUUGAAGAGGCUGCAGCAGAAGGUCUCGAGAGGCCAGGAAUUGGAGACCAGACUGGGCAACAUAGAGAGACCCUGUUUCAAAAAAAAAAAAAAAAAUUAAUUAAAAAAAAAUCUAACUCCAGCAGCUAAGGGAAAAAAAUCACUACUUCUGAGACUUUGGGAGUCUGUGCAAUGGUGAGAGUGGGGUAAAAAGGAAGCAGAAAGAGAAAACCAGUUCCACUGCAGGUUUGUCAGUGGCUGUCCUUGGCUCUGCAGUAGACUCACCCAUCCCAAACAACCUGGUUGCCAUCUGGUCUAUCCAAAGACUCCGGUAUCUUUAGGGCUACAAAGAAAUAAAUACAAUGAAAUGAAAUCAAAUAGAGAAUGCCUUCUCUAUGGCAUAGCUGGCUACAUCAUACAAAAUAAAUAGUAAUAGGAUAAUGAUAGGAAAAAAUCCUUCAGUUAUCACUGAGUCACAGUGACUUGGUGGCUGCUGUUCUCUUCUGCAAGGCUGAAGCUUGAAGUGUGUCAUGCAUGGUGAGCUCUUGGUGUUGGGCAAGAAUUAACUGGGCCCGCAGAACACAGGCACUGCCCUGAGCACUCGUGGGUCUGCCGAGUUAGAAUAGAGCCACCAGGUCAAUACCUAGAGAAUCAUGAAUUGGGCAAAUAAUCUUUAUGGUUAAGACAAGCUCACCUUAUUUAUAAACAAAGGCUUUGAUAACUUUAAUUUUCCAGAAUGAGGAAUGUGUAAUAAGCAACUGGAACAGACUCACAGACUCUCAAAGACACAGUUUUAAAUCAUCCAGUUUUACAAGAAAAUUUUGUUUAGGCUAUAAAGGGAAGGCCACUCAUGGUAAGGAUGAUACCUCUCAAAAGAAGACACAGGAUUUAGUGAUUCUUUGAAGUUUUGGUACCAUGUUUGUAUAUGGAGUGAUUUUUUACUCAUUUUUAUCAGAAGGAGGUAGUUUUCUAAGGAUAUAAGGAAAAUAAACUUAUUGUUGUGAUUAAUAUUAUGUCUUAGGGAUCAGACUUUAUUAUAUUCAGUUUUCAUGUUUAAUGCCAGAAGGUGAUGGGUAAUAUGAUUUAGUUCAUAGAAAUUAACUUUAUUUUCAUUUGUCCCUGAGACCCUGGGUUCCUAGCUGAUGCCAACUGGCAAAUGAAAGUUUGGGUCCCUGGCACAUUUUCCUCCUCACCCUCACCCACUCACAACUUUAUAUCUAUGGAUUUGGGCUACAACGAACAUCAAAUGUAGCUCAAAAAAGAAAGAGACCUCAGGAAGGGCUGUACAUGUGGACGUGUGGAGGGUAGAAGAGCCAGUUUGUCUUGUUCCAGGAACAUCCCUGUUCUAAGUUGGAGAAAAAACCCUAACAUAGAGGCCUUGUAUGCUGCCAAAGAUAGUGCUUUAGGGUCAGUGCUUCAGGAGCUCAAGGUGCAAAUGGGAUCCGCAACAGCUGGGAAGUCAGAAAAUGGGAAUUUGUUCUCUCAUUCGACAUCUAUUUAUUGAGCAUCUACUGUGCCAGGGCCAGGGCCAUUGAGUGGGAAUAUAACUGAAAACCCAAGCGACGAAAGAGCAGCUAUGGCUCUGCCCUUGCAGAGCUUCCAGUCUGGAGGGGGAAACAGAUUCUGAUUCAUAUCUUCAUUAAUUGUCUGUUAGUUAGUCUCUGAUACCCCUGAGGGGUCCUGGAGCUCUAAGAGGGAUUUGGACUCCUCAAAGGUCACUAAGCUUGCCUGGGGAAGUGAAGCCAGGGCCAUCACCCCAGGGACUACUGUUCACAGGGAUGAUGGCCAAACCACUGGUACCUGUGGACCUGUGAAGACCAUGCUGGGAGCUCAAGGGCAGUGGCGGGCUACUGGGCAAAGAGGAGAGGGCAGCUCCGGAGGGAGGGGGCCCGACAAAGCCCUCUGUGGGAGGCAGUAUUAGGAGGCAUCUUGCAGGCUGUGUAAAUUGCAUUUCCCUGCUGCCAUUGCCCUCAGACACGGUUGUCUUCUAGUACCAAGAAGUUCUACCCACCAGCUUUCUGGCUUUGAGACAACCCCCAUACUGUCUUUAUUUCUUUGUGGGAAGUUGCAGGGGCCAAUGUGAUGGGAAGGUCACGGAAUGGCUCCUUGGCCCAGUCUCUCUGACCAUCAAAGACACAUUUCCAACAGUUUCUGGGUAGUUCAUCUAGAUCAGUGGUUCUCAACCUUCCUGAUGCUGCAAGCCUUUAAUACAGUUUCAGUGGGUCGCAACCCACAGGUUGAGAACUAAUCUAGAUAUUUGUCUUUUUUUUUUUUUUUCUUUUUUUGAGAUAGGGUCUCACUUUGUUGUCAUGAGAGCACUGGCCUAUCAUAACUCCCUGCAACCUCUGACUCCUGGGCUCAAGCCAUCCUCCUGCCUCAGCCUGCUGAGUAGCUGGGACUCCCGGUGCCACCACGACCCAACCCGGGUCUCCCUGUGUAGCUCAAGCUGGUUGUGAGCUCCUGACUUCAAAUGAUCCUCUCCCGCUCGGAGUUCUAGGACUGCAGGUGUGAGCCACCACCAGGGCUCAGAUAUUCACCUUUGUCAUUCUCUUCCUCAGUCUCCUAUCAGGGGUGAGGAAUGAAAGUGUGUGAUCUGGGGACAGUGACUUGAUCUCCUAGCUCUGCCCUCUCCCCAUAGAUCAUUAGUGGAGGAAGAAGCCCUGGCUCUGGGCAGGUACCUGAAGCCAGAACCUAUGGGGCCUUAUCAAGCUUGUUAUUCUUGUCAUAUAUUGUGGGCUUUGUCUGAAGAGCAAUUAGGAAGCAAUGGAAGUCUUUCUAAAGAGGGGCAGUUGUGAUCAGAUUCUGAACACUCACUGGCUAGGGCAAGACUCGGAAGACAUGUAGAUACAAUCUUGACCUUGCUGGUGAAGAGCUAAGUGACCAGAACCCUGUCAGCCAUCGCUACCCUCGUCUCUGUCCUCAGCCCUCAGUGCAGUAUAUUGUUGGGCAUGCUCAGGAGAUUUCAAAAUAAAGCUAAUAGGCCUUGUUAGUUAAAGAAAACAGGUUUGUUAAUAACAUAUUAUCUGGAAACAUCUCCUGGGAGCCAAUUUGGGCUGGGCCUUUUGGCUGAAGAGACUGAUAACAGCUAAUGGUUUUGAUGGAGAAGAAAAAGGAUUGUCCAGGUUUGAGAAAUGGGGCCCAUAUGCCAAGGGGAACAGCUUUCAUGAAGCUCUUAGGACUUUUCCUUGUCCCCUUUAGUUCAUCAGAGGGGAGGAUCACUUGUGCAAAGAGGCUCUGCAUCUCACCGGCCUCCAGAAAGUGCCUUUCAGAGGCGGCUUCCCGGAGAUCCGCUCCCCUUCUUCUUCGCUCCAGGGGGCCAGGUGUAGUCUGAGUUUCAGGCUCACCACGUGGCUCUCUGCUACAAAAUCAGCCCUUGAAGUGCUCUUCUCACUUCUUUCUUUUUUCAGUACAAUAUAAAAAUAAAGCCUCUUGUUUGUG
Molecule: messenger RNA, 4526 nt
Organism: Nycticebus coucang (slow loris)
Lineage: Eukaryota; Metazoa; Chordata; Mammalia; Primates; Lorisidae
Gene: TMEM174
Product: transmembrane protein 174
Exons: 2
Coding region: 95-826 (243 amino acids)
Source: RefSeq, a predicted model, not a curated record